This is a messenger RNA of Ostreobium quekettii, 414 nucleotides long. Lineage: Eukaryota; Viridiplantae; Chlorophyta; Ulvophyceae; Bryopsidales; Ostreobiaceae. The record is from the annotation of a GenBank genome assembly.
AUGGGGACAGGUUGCACAGAGGUGGGUUUCUGGAGUGCCACGUGUGAGGGCGUGGCGGUGCGGCUGAUAGAGCGCGUGUUGGUUCAGAUGUGCGGGCAACGCGGGAGGGCGGUGUGGCGUGGCAGCUUCCCGGACGCUGGGCGGUUUUGUGUUGCGCAUGUGGGAGGAGCAGGUGUGGCGCGCCGCGGCUGUGUCGUUUUGGCUGCAGUGAGUUGCCAAGCACGAGUUGUUCACCUGGCUGUAAUUGGCAUUUGUGCUUUAAGGGGGCUGGGGCUGAUGGCGCCAGCGCUGUACACAGCCCCCGCUAGAUUGAGCUGCGCUACCAUCGGCUGGCCUGCGUCGCCAUGCUACCGCUGCCAGGUGUGUGUGGUUGUCCAGUACGUAAGCGGCCAGCGUGGUCUACAAACAUUGUAG